Molecule: messenger RNA, 363 nt
Organism: Meloidogyne enterolobii
Lineage: Eukaryota; Metazoa; Nematoda; Chromadorea; Rhabditida; Meloidogynidae
Source: the annotation of a GenBank genome assembly
AUGAAUUUAACAAUUGAUGUGAGACAUUUUCUCACACAGAGGUGGUGCCCCAAUGCUUUGAAGCCUGCUGAAUCAGAAAUGGAAAGUUUUAGCGAUGAGAUAUUCGAAUCUGAAGAAGCUGAGGUUAUUGUUGUCUCUUCAACUUUAAUAUUUGCGCUAACUAUUGCACUUGGCUUUCUCGUAUAUAUUUAUUUACGUUGGCGACAAGAACAAGAAGAUGAAAAACUUAUGAAUGAGCUUAGAAUUGUUGUUAAUCGUGCUGCUAAUAAAGAGAAAUAUACAGCAUUUCUUAAUGAUGAAAGGUAUUUGGAUGAUGAGGAUAGUGAUGUUCAAAUAGAUGUAAAUAUAGAAACGUCAGAAUAG